This is a messenger RNA of Magnolia sinica, 1034 nucleotides long. RefSeq lists its product as uncharacterized. Bases 453 to 1034 code for a protein of 193 amino acids. The transcript has 7 exons. The record is from RefSeq and is a predicted model, not a curated record. Lineage: Eukaryota; Viridiplantae; Streptophyta; Magnoliopsida; Magnoliales; Magnoliaceae.
UGCAUUAUAGUGUAAUGGUCUGAUCAUAUUUUAAUCAUCUCUCUAAGCAUAAGUACAAAUGCAUUGUAUCGUCAACACUACUUGUAUAAUGUUUUAGUAUAUUCCAUUUGUAUUGACAUUGUUUAAAUUUAUAAGUUCGUAACUCGCACAUAUUCAGUGAUUGCACUAGGUGGGAGAGUACGUUGUUCGGGCACUGGAUCUACCCCUUCUACCUGUGAUGUGACGGAGCAAGCAUCGCCAUCACAUGUUGCAUCGCAGGUGUCUGAUCGCUUAGUUGCGCAUACACCGGACACUGCAUCAUCGUCGACCAGCCGACGAGGAUGUGGACCCACACGCGGGUUGCUUUUAGAGCGACUUACGCGUGAGGGUAGGGUGACGGUAGAGUUCCCACAGGACUGCAUUAGACCUGUUGGGAACAAUGCCAAGCUAUUUACGUCGGAGGUCGGUGUCUUAUGCCGAUCUCUGAUCCCCCCACCACCCCCCAUUGGGUGGACAUGACAGAUGAUGUGCAGCAGCUCAUCCGUCAGCGCCUUCAGAAUAAAUUUGACUUGGAUUUGAGUGUUCUGCACAUCUCCCAUGUCGUCGACGACAUGGUCAAGGAGCAGUUCAAGGAGUAUCACGAUAACUUACACAAGCGGUACAAGCAGUGCGUGAACCACGAGGAGGUCGUACAGUCCACACCACCGCACGUGACGCAUGACGACUGGCAGAUACUUUGCGAUAGAUUUUCGUCUGAUUCUUUUCAGCGAGAUUCCGUCACUGGCCAGGAGCCCGGACCAGUAGACCUCUACAGAGGGACUCACUGUCGGCAGGCGACGGGAUCUUGGGUACAUCCUAGAGCCAGCGAGAUUUCGACGGUAAGGGAGAAAUGCUUUGCAAAGUGCAUCACAAAGCCAGGGACAAGCUUGAGUGGGAGUGAGAGUAGUUGCAUCUCAAGAUGCGUGGAACGCUGCAUGGAAGCCACUGGUGAGGACGAGAUCAGCUUUUGGGAAGAGGACUGGUUCGGUCUUGGGCCCCUUAAGUGUCUGAUCUAA